CGGGCGUGCGCGCUUGGCGGCGGGCCGGCUCCUCGGCGCCGCAUCAUGUGGGCCGGCCCCUUCCAUGGAGCCGGGGCCGCUGCCGAGCGUCUCCUGGGCGGACGCCGCCAUGAGGCUCUGAGGGGCGGCUGCGCGCGGGGGAGCGAGCCGGCCGCGCGGCGCAGCGCCCCGAGCCUCGCGCCGCCUCGCCGCGGGCGGGGGAGCCCAGCGCUGCGGGCGGCGCCGCCGCUGCCGCCGCCGCGGGUCCGGCCGGGCGGGCGGCCCGGGGCCAUGUAAAGCGGCAGCGGCGUGGGGGAGCCGAGCCGCCGCCGCCGGCCGCGAGGCCCCGCGGGGGGAACAUGGCGACGUCUAAUCUCCUAAAGAAUAAAGGUUCACUUCAGUUUGAAGACAAAUGGGAUUUCAUGCGCCCUAUUGUCCUGAAACUGCUACGUCAGGAGUCUGUCACAAAACAGCAAUGGUUUGAUCUGUUUUCAGAUGUACAUGCAGUUUGCUUGUGGGAUGAUAAAGGUCCAGCAAAGAUCCAUCAGGCUCUGAAAGAAGACAUCCUUGAUUUUAUUAAGCAAGCACAAGCAAGAGUGCUGAGUCAUCAAGAUGAUACAGCUUUGCUAAAAGCAUAUAUAGUGGAGUGGCGCAAGUUCUUCACGCAGUGUGAUAUUUUGCCUAAGCCAUUUUGUCAAUUAGAGAUUACUUUAAUGGGCAAGCAGGGCAGCAACAAGAAAUCUAAUGUAGAAGACAGUAUUGUUCGAAAGCUCAUGCUAGAUACAUGGAAUGAAUCCAUAUUUUCAAAUAUAAAAAAUAGACUUCAGGACAGUGCAAUGAAGUUAGUUCAUGCUGAAAGACUAGGAGAAGCUUUCGACUCUCAACUUGUUAUUGGAGUUCGAGAAUCAUAUGUUAACCUUUGUUCUAAUCCUGAAGAUAAACUUCAAAUUUAUCGGGAUAACUUUGAAAAGGCAUAUUUGGAUUCAACAGAGAGAUUUUAUAGAACACAAGCUCCUUCUUAUUUACAACAAAAUGGUGUACAGAAUUAUAUGAAAUAUGCAGAUGCUAAACUAAAAGAAGAGGAGAAAAGAGCACUACGUUAUUUAGAAACAAGGCGUGAAUGUAACUCUGUAGAAGCACUAAUGGAGUGCUGCGUCAAUGCCCUGGUGACAUCUUUUAAAGAGACUAUUUUAGCUGAAUGCCAAGGCAUGAUCAAACGAAAUGAAACAGAAAAAUUGCAUUUAAUGUUUUCAUUGAUGGAUAAAGUUCCGAAUGGAAUAGAGCCCAUGUUGAAAGACUUGGAAGAACAUAUUGUUAGUGCUGGACUUGCAGAUAUGGUAGCAGCUGCUGAAACUAUUACUACUGAUUCUGAGAAAUAUGUAGAGCAAUUGCUUACAUUAUUUAAUCGAUUUAGCAAGUUGGUUAAAGAAGCUUUCCAAGAUGAUCCAAGAUUUCUAACUGCAAGAGAUAAGGCAUACAAAGCAGUUGUGAAUGAUGCUACAAUAUUUAAACUUGAAUUGCCUCUGAAGCAAAAGGGUGUUGGAUUGAAAACACAGCCUGAAUCCAAAUGCCCUGAGCUUCUUGCUAAUUACUGUGAUAUGUUGCUAAGAAAAACACCACUAAGCAAAAAACUAACCUCUGAAGAAAUUGAAGCAAAGCUUAAAGAAGUGCUUUUGGUACUUAAAUAUGUACAGAAUAAAGACGUUUUCAUGCGGUAUCACAAAGCUCACUUAACAAGACGCCUGAUAUUAGAUAUAUCAGCUGAUAGCGAAAUUGAGGAGAACAUGGUGGAAUGGCUCAGAGAAGUAGGCAUGCCAGCAGACUAUGUAAAUAAGUUGGCUAGAAUGUUCCAGGAUAUUAAAGUAUCUGAAGACUUGAACCAGGCCUUCAAAGAAAUGCACAAAAACAAUAAACUUGCUCUACCAGCUGACUCUGUGAAUAUUAAAAUUUUAAACGCUGGUGCCUGGUCUCGAAGUUCUGAAAAAGUGUUUGUCUCACUGCCCACGGAAUUAGAAGAUCUCAUCCCAGAAGUUGAGGAGUUUUAUAAAAAGAAUCACAGUGGUAGAAAGUUGCACUGGCAUCACCUCAUGUCUAACGGAAUUAUAACUUUUAAGAAUGAGGUUGGCCAGUAUGACUUGGAGGUAACAACAUUUCAGCUAGCUGUGCUGUUCGCAUGGAACCAAAGACCCAGAGAGAAGAUCAGCUUUGAAAAUCUUAAACUGGCAACUGAACUCCCUGACGCAGAACUUAGGAGGACUUUAUGGUCUCUUGUAGCAUUUCCAAAGCUGAAACGUCAGGUUUUAUUGUAUGAACCUCAAGUCAAUUCACCCAAAGACUUUACAGAAGGAACCCUCUUCUCGGUGAACCAGGAGUUCAGUUUAAUAAAAAAUGCUAAAGUUCAGAAAAGGGGCAAGAUAAAUUUGAUUGGUCGAUUGCAACUUACGACGGAGAGGAUGCGAGAAGAGGAGAAUGAAGGAAUAGUCCAGCUAAGAAUAUUGCGAACCCAGGAGGCUAUCAUCCAAAUAAUGAAAAUGAGGAAGAAAAUUACUAAUGCCCAGCUUCAGACUGAACUGGUAGAAAUAUUGAAAAACAUGUUCUUGCCACAAAAGAAAAUGAUAAAAGAGCAAAUUGAAUGGCUUAUAGAGCACAAAUAUAUCAGAAGAGAUGAGUCGGAUAUCAACACCUUCAUAUAUAUGGCAUAAUUUGAGGACUCUGUAAGAUGCUGAGAACACAAAUGGAAGGGUGCUUGAACAGAUAGCUGCAACAGUUUAUGCUGCAGAAGGACUUGCUUUGACUUUCGUUACAUAUUAAAAUCCCUGCCUUACCUUAAAGAGGACUAUAUUUUGCCAAUCUCAUUCAGCUAGCAUGAUGGCAUUCCCUUCAUGUUGCACACUUUUAACAGCAUGCUGUUUUGUGGGAAACUUGCAUUCAUGAAGAGCCCAUUGUGAACUUUUUAAAGUAGAUUUGAUUUACACCCACCAGGAAGAAUACAGGUUUGGGUUUUUAGAUGACCAGUACUUGCACAAGGAAAAAAAUACUCAAAUAUUCAUGCACUGAGGAACUGCUAUUAGUUUUGUUUUGUUUUUGUUUUUUUAAAAUGCGAUUAGGACUAGAAGUAGCACUUUCACUUUGUGUUUUGGAUCAACAGAGUAAUGUACUGUCCUCCUUUGAUCCUUUUUACGUAAUAACAUUUGAGAGACACAUACACAUGCCUCACAACUGAUAUGUAUUUGUUACAGUUAAAACCUGUUGGCUAGAGCAGUGCUUCAAUCUAGUAACUGGAUUUUAAUAAUUGACACACAAGUGACAUGAAAGUAAUUCCAACUUGUGGGUGAUAUUUUUCCUUAAGCAGGAGAUCAUUGUUUUUAUAUUGUUUGCUAUAAACAAAUGGAUAUACAUUAUUUGUUAUCUUAUUUGGACAGAUGAUUUGCUACAAUCUUUUUGAAGAGAUGAAGCAUUCUUGAAUGAUACUUCACUCUAAAAACAGUUUUCAUGGGUGGGUCUGUUAUAGCGAACAGAAAUAUUAAGUGUAUUUCGUUGUACAUUUAAUAUUUGUAUUCCAAAUAGUUAAGUAUGACUACAUAAAUCUGAAUGCAUUAAAGAGUAAUUGAUGCACAACUCUCCCAGAAAGAAAGUAAUACUUGAAGAUUUCUGUAUUAAUUCCUCAUAGGUAAUUUAUAUAUACCUGUAAGGUUAAUCAAAUUUGACUGUUUUGUUGCCAGAAAGUCAACAUCUUUAUAUGAAAAAACAAACCCUCUACUUUUUUUUUCUUUUUUUUUGAAACUGGCAGGAGGUGGGAAAUACAGCUGUGAGAAAAUGGUAAAAGUUAAGGGGAAAUGUACCUUGUUUAGUGUAUGCAGAGAGAGUGCCAAAUACACAUCAGGAAUUUCAACAUUUUUAAUGUUACCUCUUCUUUUUUCAAUCAUCUUAAGUAGUCUUUUGGCAAUGUCUGACUCUCUGCUACUCUGAAAUGUCCCAGCGUGUACUGGACUGAUAACAUGAAUCACUGGAGCAGAGUGCCUGUCUUGGGACAAAAGGUAAGUUGAGCUUUACUCAGUUCUGUAUGAAUACUCAAUAAAUGUCACAGGCAACUGUGCAAUUUUUUUUUAAUUUACCAGUUCAAGUACAACAACUAAAGGUCUCAUCCCUUUUGAUGAUUGAAAGGGGGGAGAGGAUGCAAUUAACUUUGCUCAAAAAGUAAAACCUCUCAGUAAAUAAAAGGAAGAGUUUUAUUUUCACAUGGUUGCUGUAAAGUGUAAAAUGAGUAGUUUGAAAGCAGACACACUACAAGGAUGGUUGUUUGUCCCCUUAAACAGGCUGCAUGCUCUAUUACUAAUGUAAGUGCCAGUGUGAUUGCCUGAGAACAAUACGUACCUACAGGAAUGAGGGUUUCAUGAACAAGAGAUGGAGAGAAAUUGAGACCAGACAAAUUAAAAUUAAUUGAGAUCCCACAGCUUAUCUUAUAUGCUUUUGUUGACACUCAAAAGUGGAUGCUGUUUAAAAAUACUGCAUCUUUUAUGUUAGCCCUAUGGUGUUGCUAUUCAGAAUCAAAAGCUCUGUCUAGUUAACCAGUAAAAGCUAUUUGAAUAUUAUAAAUUAGAAGACAAAAUUCUAAUAAAAACUUUGUACUACAAGAUUUUCAGUAUUUGUAACUUACAUUAUAAAUAAUAAACGCUCACUUGGGAUAACUGGGGGAAAAUUGAGAGUCCAAAACUCUAAAGAGUGUCUGAGCACCCUCUUUUGAGCAUAAGAGUUUCUAUCCCUUAAUCAGAGAAUAACAGAUCUGAAAUUGUCACAUACAAGUGACCGAAAAGGUGGGAGUACUCACUUCAAAGCCAUUGAUUUAAUUUAAGAGAGAAGUUUAAGAGAUUGUAUCUCAGAUACGACUGUUUUAGAAGUCUGUGUGUAUGCAGACAGCAAUAGAUUGCUAAAAGCUAAAUAGCUGCAUUUUCCCUUCAAUUAAUAUAUAUAAAAACAUAACCUAAAUGUUAUCUAUAUACAUCUCAGUACAUGGGAUGCAGAAAUAUAAAGGGUAAUGUGCCUAUAACAUGGUCAUUUUUCUUUAAACAUAUACUGGAAAUGGAUGUGGGUAGCUGGGGUUUUGUUUCUUGGGGUUUUUUUUGUUUGUUUAAUUAAAUCUGAGAAUCACACCAGCAAAUUUGUUAAAGAUGCAGAAACACAUUUAGCAUCCUUCAUCAGGUCACUUUCACCAAUAUGCACUUAAAACCAGUAUCAUCUGGGGCACAGGGAGAUACCUGGGGUAAACUGUUCUUUGGGGGAGGGUAGAGUUCAGAUCUAAAUAAAAAUGAACUAUUCUUCAAUUGCAAUAUGGCAACAACGCACUUUUAAAGCUGCAAUUUUUAGCUAUGAAUAUAUAUGUCCAAAGACCUAGCUUAAAGAGGUGCUGCAUCUGAAAAACAUGUUGCCACACACACUGCCACGGUGAAUAACUAUGGAGUAAAAUGUAUUGUAGAAGAGGUGGGAAAAUCACUCUUAAUGGGUUUAAUUAAGAAAUACUGUUAAAUCUUUCUCUGUCCCAACAACCUGAUGAGGAUCUCGGUUUCAAUUCUGAAGUCUUCCAUUUUCCUCUUUCCACAGUUGGUGUCCCUAGCUUCUAUUUUUACUCAUCUAUCUUUCAUUUGUUACGACUGUAAUGCAAUUGCAUUUCCAAAACAAAAAUGUGACUUUCUUGUUUUCACCUUUUUAAACUUAAUAUAAAUGUUUUGAAUGUUCACGUUACAUUUAUUUGCAUUGGGAUGCCAUUGUCCUGUAAAGUGCAAAUUUUAAAAACACAAUUGGCAAAAGAUUUGAUAGUUUUACAGAAAGAUUUGCUAUCUUAAACUCAAACUGUUUUCUAUUUUCAUCUAAAUGACUGGGAUGCUAUCUUUGUAAUUCUUUGAGGUCAUAUUUGUGAAAUAAACAAUACAUGAAAGCUUUCCUGUCAUAUACACUAUAUGUAGUCUGGAGUGUUGAGCAAACUUGAGUUCCUGAGUUGUAAUAUCUAUCUACGUAUGGUAUUUACAAUUUUGAAUGUGUGCCACUACCAAGAUAAUAAUGCUGUACAAUUUUGAAUGGUGGUAGUUUCUGUAUGGCAGUCCAGCUGAACUAUUUUGAUGUACUGCUUAAUUUUUGAAUUUUAUUUUUUAAGUUGUAUAAUUUAUUUUCUUGCAAAAUAAAAAUGUAAUAUAAAAGACUA
This is a messenger RNA of Dromaius novaehollandiae (emu), 6175 nucleotides long. RefSeq names its product cullin 5 (gene CUL5). Gene Ontology annotation, biological process: SCF-dependent proteasomal ubiquitin-dependent protein catabolic process; protein ubiquitination. The transcript has 19 exons. The coding region runs from base 339 to 2681 and encodes 780 amino acids. Gene Ontology annotation, molecular function: ubiquitin protein ligase binding; protein-macromolecule adaptor activity. The record is from RefSeq and is a predicted model, not a curated record. Gene Ontology annotation, cellular component: Cul5-RING ubiquitin ligase complex; SCF ubiquitin ligase complex. Lineage: Eukaryota; Metazoa; Chordata; Aves; Casuariiformes; Dromaiidae.